UAGUAUUUAUUACGGUAUUUAUUUUAUUUUGUGCUCGUAUUCUAAAAUUGUAUUAUUUUGUUCUUGAUUUAUGAACAAAUCAAGUUUAUUUAAUAAUUUAAAAUUGACUAUAAUUACUGUAAAACUCUUUUGACUAUUUCAUUAGUAUCUAUUUAAUAGUUAAUUAAGUAUGGUUAUCAUGGAAUUGGGGGAAAGCGUCGGUAGCUUGGAAGAGCAAGCUCUCAAAAGAAAAGAGAGACUGAAGAACUUAAAAAGGAAAAACCAAACAACAGAAAAUGAGACGUCGGACUCUCCAGCUGAAAAAGUUUCGUUACCAAAACCAAAAUUUCGGAGCUACAAGCCACAAGACGAGACCCUCCAAGAGGCGAAGCUGGAGGAUGCUCUACCUACAGCUGUUGAGGAUGAAGUGAAGGAUUUGCUAGAAGCUGGCAAAGAGAAGGUAGUCCUACAAGACUUAGACAUAUCAAGCUUAGCACCACGAAAACCUGAUUGGGACCUAAAGCGAGAUGUUUCAAAGAAACUAGAAAAGCUAGAAAGGAGAACACAGAAGGCCAUAGCGGAACUUAUAUGGGAGCGUCUCAAACAAGGGAAAGAAGACAACCUGGGAGCCAUGAUCACAAUGACAGAUAAGCCUAGUACUGAUGAUUAAUUUGGUUGCCGUAUUUAGUAUGUAAGUAAUAUAAUGGUAUUUUUUUAUGAUAGUUUAGUUUCAGUAUUCUCACACUUUUGUCCCAUUUACUUGUGUAACAUUUUUGAGAUGGCUUCAAGUGGAAAAAGUUAAGUGAAGCGACUUCCUUACAUGGCUUUCCAUUAUUUUGUCCAUGUUAUGUGGACAGUUGACGGCCAUGGAUUGCAAAAGCCCGCUAGAAAACAAAAGAUGGGAAGGACAGCCCCUAUCAUUGUAUGAAUGGUAAAAGAGUAUGGCCAAUUAAUUGAUUUUCUACAAAUGGCCAUGUGCCUAUUUUACGUAAAAUAUCCAAAACAGCUUUAAAGUGCAAUGACAGCUUAUCCUGUACCAGCUGGGGACUCUUGAAUAUGUAAGUAAAAGUAUAUUUAAAAAGUGCUUGUGUAGCAUAAUUGACAUUUCAGUAGAAUUUAACCGAGUUUGUGUAGAGUCCCAAAUAGAUAUCAUUUAUAAUUUAGGGGUAAGUCUUCACGGCAAAACGGAGCAACGAAUUGACGUGAUUUUUUAAGUGGUGAUAGUUGAAGGGAUGGAGAGUGACAGGCUAUUUUUUUGUCUCUUUCUAACGCGAGCGAAGCCGCGGGCAAUAGCUAGUAUUUUAUACAUGAACAGAUUAAAAAUCAAAGGAAAAUCAUAAUGCUAUCUGUAACUAAAUAAGCCAAAGUAGGUUUUUAAAAAUAAAAUACCAAUGUCAUGUUUUUAUCACAAAAAUAUAAUUGUGUACAUAUCACAGUAAAUUAAAUCACACUUAUACAUUUAAUAUUAUCUAUCCACAUCUGAUAUUCACACACUUUCAGUCAUGUAUUAUAAUUUGGCCUACUUACAUUUUAUAUUACUGCUAAACAUUUGUUACCUAGGUUCAUUAUCUGAGUAAUUCCCGAAAAGUUUGUACAUUUGGACAUUUGGUACAGUUUCCGAUCUUGAUUAAAAAUUUGUAGGCUGAUAGAGUCCAUGAUGCUGAGCAAGAUCCACUAGGUUUCCCAAAAUGUCCCAGGUAGUUUGUAUGAAACCUUUCUGUUUUGUUACCAGAUUUCUAUACAUUUUCGGUAAUAAAAAAUUAAAGUUUCAUAAAAACUACCUGGGACAUUCUGGGAAACCUAGUGGAUCUUGCUCAGCAUCAUGGACUCCAUUAGCCUUCUUCGUCUUUGCAUCCCUCUAUAUUUGUUACCCUCUGUCACAUAUUUCUCCAUUUACUCCGGUCUUGGGCAGUUCGGGUAACCUCUUCCCACUCCAUCAGCCUACCAAUUUUUAUCAAAAUCUGAGACGUGAUCCAAAGGUACAUACUUUUCGGGAAUUGCUGAUCUCAGAUGAAACAUUAAGGAAACUAAACAAG
Molecule: messenger RNA, 2015 nt
Organism: Leguminivora glycinivorella
Lineage: Eukaryota; Metazoa; Arthropoda; Insecta; Lepidoptera; Tortricidae
Product: coiled-coil domain-containing protein 12
Exons: 3
Coding region: 170-649 (159 amino acids)
Cellular component (GO): post-mRNA release spliceosomal complex; U2-type spliceosomal complex
Source: RefSeq, a predicted model, not a curated record